AUGUCUAGCCAGAAACAGAUUGACCCCAAGAAGCAGCAGGAGCUUCAGUACCAAUACACCAACUUCAAGAACACCCUCCAGCAAUUAGCACAAAAGAUUGGUGAUAUUGAGCAGGAGGCAGAAGAACACAAGCUUGUGAUUGAAACUCUCGAUCCUCUCGAUGCAGACCGCAAAUGUUUCCGCAUGGUGAAUGGCGUUUUGGUUGAGCGCACUGUGAAAGAUGUUCUUCCUACACUCAAGACCAACUCGGAUGGGCUGAAGCAAGUAUUGGAGGACAUGCUCAAGCAGUAUAAGUCAAAGCAAAAUGAGCUGGAUACCUGGAAGAAGAAGAACAACAUCCAGGUUGUGCAACCCUAG
Molecule: messenger RNA, 357 nt
Organism: Penicillium griseofulvum
Lineage: Eukaryota; Fungi; Ascomycota; Eurotiomycetes; Eurotiales; Aspergillaceae
Product: putative prefoldin subunit 2
Exons: 4
Coding region: 1-357 (118 amino acids)
Biological process (GO): protein folding
Cellular component (GO): prefoldin complex; cytoplasm
Molecular function (GO): protein folding chaperone
Source: RefSeq, a predicted model, not a curated record